Messenger RNA from Indicator indicator, 1927 nucleotides. It is a transcript of the gene SEMA7A, whose product is annotated as semaphorin 7A (John Milton Hagen blood group). Gene Ontology annotation, cellular component: external side of plasma membrane. Lineage: Eukaryota; Metazoa; Chordata; Aves; Piciformes; Indicatoridae. The transcript is spliced from 14 exons. The record is from RefSeq and is a predicted model, not a curated record. Gene Ontology annotation, biological process: integrin-mediated signaling pathway; negative chemotaxis; semaphorin-plexin signaling pathway. Gene Ontology annotation, molecular function: integrin binding; chemorepellent activity; semaphorin receptor binding. Bases 29 to 1927 code for a protein of 632 amino acids.
AGCUCUCUGCUCUGCUGAAGAAGUAGAAAUGGGCAGGAGAUCCCCCGUCGCUUUCUUCGUGGUCCUGUGGGCCAGCCAAGCGGGGACGUGGGCGGCAGGACGCUCCAAGGUGAACCCCAGGAUCAUCACAGCUCCGCAAGGUGUGAAAGAGUAUGUGCUGCCCAGGAGUGAGAAGUACCCAGUCUUCUACCACGAGGAAAACAGCUCAGCCAUCUACAUUGGGGGCGAGGGGAGGCUUUACUACUACGACUUUGCCACCUCUGAGAACUACACGGAAGAAUUCCCAGUGAAAAAUGAAGGCCAGUGCAUGAUGCCUGGAAGUUUGGAGGACAAUAAGAAUUACCUCACCUUGGUGGAGAAGUAUGGAGAUGUGAUGUUAGUCUGUGGCACCGGUGCCUGCGCUCCCACCUGCUGGAACUUGACACAGAGGAAGGAGAGCACUCCGUGGGAUGGGAGAGGCAUUGCACCCUUCACCCCUGACUCCAACACCCUGGUGGUGGUUGAUGGUGCUGACAUCUACUCCACCAUCAAGAAGAGCCAGCAGAACGGCAAGAUACCGCGGUUCCGGCGCGUCAGGGGCGGGGGGGAGCUCUACACCAGCGACACAGUGAUGCAGAACCCUCAGUUUGUCAAAGCCACCACCUUAAGGCAUGAAGAGCCUCACCAGGACAAGAUUUACUACUUCUUCCGUGAAGAUAACCCAGACAAGAGUCCUGAGGCUCCCAGGAACAUCUCCCGAGUGGCCCAGCUGUGUAAGGAAGAUAAAGGGGGAACCAGUUCACUCUCUGCUUCCAAGUGGACCACCUUCCUGAAGGCCACUUUGAUUUGUGUUGACCCAGUCACCAAGGGCAACUUCAACUGGCUGCAGGAUGUCUUCUUCGUCCCGGCGAGGGACUGGCGCCGCUCCAAAGUCUAUGGCCUCUUCACAAACACCUGGGGAAGCUCUGCUGUUUGUGUCUAUUCCUUUGAGGACAUUGACAAAGUGUUUCAGACCUCCAGACUCAAAGGCUAUAAUGGUCCCAACCCAGAGAUCAAGCCUGGGCAGUGUGUUUCCUCUGGGCAGCACACCCCCAGUGAGACCUUCAAGAUAGCAGACAGCCACCCCGAGGUGGAGGAGCGUGUGGAGCCCCUGUCCCCCACCAAGAGCCCCUUGUUCCACAACAAGCACCGCUACCAGAGGAUCGGGGUGCACGAGGUGGCCGCGGGGGAUGGACGCCGCUACAACGUCCUCUAUCUGGCCACAGACAAGGGAUCCAUCCACAAGAUCGUGGAGCUGCCAGAUGGGGUGCAGAACAUCAUGGAGCUCCAGGUCUUCCCAAAGAAGGACCAAAUCCAGUCCAUGAUCCUGGACCACAAAAGGGCCAUGCUCUACGUUGGCUCCAGCAGGAAGGUGGUGGAGAUCCCCAUGGACCUGUGCCGGCUGUACCGCGCCAGGUGUGACAGCUGCUUGCUGGCCAGGGACCCCUACUGCGGCUGGCUCAACGGCACCUGCCAGUCGGUCUACCUGCGUCGGGAGGUGCUUCAGAACCUGAACCUGGACCCCUGGGGAGGAAAGUGCCAAAAGGAAGAUGUGAAGGAAGACGACUACCAGAACAUCACCGUGCUGCCCUUCUCCCGCUACUUCCUCAACUGCCCCAUCGAGUCCCACUACGCCACCUACAACUGGUACCACAACGACAGCCUCAUCAAGACCUGCAACACCACCCACCCCCAGCAGGACUGCUUCCACUUCAUCCAGAACGUCAGCCACCUCCACUUCGGCCACUACCUCUGCGUCUCGGAGGAGGACGGCUUCCGGCAGGCCCUGGUGAAGGAGCGCCUGCUGGACCAGCUCAGGUUCAUGUCCCAGAAGGGCCAGGCUGCCAUCACCCUGGGCUCUUGGCUGCAGCUGCUCCUCACCGUGCUCUUGCUGGAGCUCUUCCACUGA